ACUCUUUUACUUCCUGUCGCCUGAAAUCGAGGUUGGUUCGUAGGUUAAAGGUUAACAAACGCUCUUCCACACGUGUUAUUGUUUUGUGAAGAUACUUCGUAAUUCUUUUAAACAAAGUGCAUUAUCAUGGGGAAAAAUAAGAAGAACACAACUGACGAGUCAGGAAAGCAAGUGGGAAAGGCCGAAAAACAUUCAAGUGAUAAUAAGCUCAAACGAGAUGGCAAACCUAAGAAAAUCAAACGAGACCACAUCGAGCACAUCCCCUUUAAGCUCCGGGAGAUCAUGAAAAACAAGCAGAUAAUGAAAACGGGGAAAUUGAAGGUGAAAAAGCCCAAAGAGAGUAAACCAGAGGAUCCCAAAAGUGGAGACAUACCUGUCCCACAUUUCAAGAGGGGGAAGUCAGAGAGUGUGAAAGCCUAUAUGCGGCGCAUGGAGACUGAGACCAAACAUGUCCUCUUCCUCACCAAGAACCAAGUCGACAGAAAGCCUGAGCUGGCUGCCAACAAACAAGAGAGGCCCGCAGACGGGGGCAAGUCGGAGAAAAAGAAGGAACAUGAUACGGUCAGAUUACAGAGGCUACAGAACAGAAAGUUGGAUAAACAAGUGGACAGGAUGGAAAAAGAGAUGUUCGUUGAUCAUGUUCCCUUUGGGGAAGUUUCUAUGUGCCCGCCAUCUUUCAGCGCCAAACCCAGGAAAGCUCCUAUCAAACCUGAGAAGGCAGCAAAGCAGCUGCUCCUCAACUCUCUCCUCGGCCACACGGCGGUCACAACGGGCAAGCCCUCCAUGGCCCGAAAGCGAAUCAUGGAGGAGGAGCGGUUGCGAGCAGUGGAGGCCUACCGUCUUCUUAAGAAACAGAGACAGCAGCAGUUUAAGGACAGGGAUGCUAAUCUGGAAAAACUCAGGAACCCGAAGUGAUGUUUCAUGUGAAAGAUUUUAAAAGACCCUGGCUUCAGUCAGCCGUGAAUCUCAGAGACUGAAAAUCAGCAGACCGUAUGUGUUAUGUAACUCUGCAACUGGCAGUGAUGGAGCUCACCACAGUGUAGCUACAGUAACUGUCAGGGGAA
This is a messenger RNA of Notothenia coriiceps (black rockcod), 1064 nucleotides long. It is a transcript of the gene ccdc137, whose product is annotated as coiled-coil domain containing 137. The transcript has 6 exons. Gene Ontology annotation, cellular component: nucleus. The record is from RefSeq and is a predicted model, not a curated record. NCBI's taxonomy places the organism in Eukaryota, Metazoa, Chordata, Actinopteri, Perciformes, Nototheniidae. The coding region runs from base 127 to 915 and encodes 262 amino acids.